This is a messenger RNA of Cinara cedri, 3850 nucleotides long. The record is from the annotation of a GenBank genome assembly. Lineage: Eukaryota; Metazoa; Arthropoda; Insecta; Hemiptera; Aphididae.
CUAACAAAGACUACAGUACUACACCGUGAUUAAAGAUAAUAUUAACUCAGUAGUUAAAAUGAAUUCGACGUAUUAAAUCUUGUGCUUUGUAAAUGACAAAUUCGUUUUCGUUUCAUUUUCUAAUUUCCUUAGUAAUUGAAUCGUCUAACACACUGCAUAGAUAUGAUCCCCGCGUUUACGGUGACUGACAGGUGGUAGUGGUGAACUCCCGAAGACUAAGGAAAAAUUUUUGGUGUCUGUGGUUUCAGCAAAUAGUAUAACAAUAAUAACAACCACUGUAAAAUUAUUUUUACAAUUGGUAGUCAAAUAUUGUUUCCGUGUAGCCAUCAUUUUAAUUAAAAUGAAUAUAGUACCGCAUCAGAUAUUCGUCAUGAACGCUGAAACAUCGCGUUAUUAUAUCGAUAACCUAUACACACAGGACAACAAUAAGUGCUAUCAGGCUCUCAAUUUCAUUAAGAAUUCGAUCAUGGGCAGUAACCGUCAGAAGAAUUUGGUCAUCGCCAACGGCAUACUGCACAGACUUUUACAGGUGAUUUUGUAGCUUCCUACUGAACGAUAAACAUCUAGUUGUCCCAUAUUAUAUGAAUAAGUAAAUGUUUUGUUGUAAUACUAGGUAUAUGACUAGAAUUUAGAAUAAUUUCUCCCCAGGUUUUUUUCAUAUGUAAAUAAAUUAAGUAGGACUUAAACACAAAUAUUCCUGUGUCGAUAUAUAUGGCCUUAGGUUUUAUAAUUUGUAUUAAUAAAAUUAAGCAUGGAAUUAAAAGUAUUUGGUAGAUUUUAAACCAAUGUUUGUUAAAAAUAUAGAUCCAGUCGUCUAUUCUGGUAGAUAUAUUAUUUGUAUGUAUUUUAUAUAAAUGUAUAUCUUAAGAAUAAUUUUAACAUUUAGAUGAUAUUGAAAACAUUACUCAUUUUAUUAUAAAGAUCAACUAAAGUUUUUAUCAGCACUAUAUUAUAAGGUAUUGUACAAAUGUCACAAAGCCAAAUACCUCAUAUAUAUUUGAUUAUUUUAAUUGUACUUGAUGACAUAAGAUUUUAAUCUUAACUGGAUGAAUGUACCCAUGUUAUAAUUAACAUUGCAUUAUAUACUUAUGUACAAUAUUAAUCAAUUAAAGUUCGUAAUUUAUAUCAUAUUUUUUUUGCGAUUUCACAUUUGAUGACAAAAUAUAACCAAAAGCUCAAUGUAGCAAAAUGUUAUCUUAUUUAUCACACAAACAAUAAAAUUAUAAAUAAUCUAAUAUGUUAGGCUUCAAAGUAUCAACAUAUGACACAUAUUUUAUAGAUUCUAUGUCAUUAAGAAUUAUCUUAUAGAUUUUUGAUACUAUCCAAAAGAUCUUGGUUAAUUUUAAUAAUACCUAUGGUACAUAUAAAUAAAUUACCAAUUAGCCAGGUAUUUUAUUACCUAAUAAGCAAUUACUCUAGAUCCAAAGUUAUUGCACAUAACACCUACAAAAUGUAUUACAAUAUUGCUGUACAAAUUACCCACAAGUAUAUUCAAUUAAACAUAAAUACAUCUCAAAAUCACUAAUUAGUUUUGUGAAAAUAUGGAUUUUUAUAGGUAUUACCCGACCAAUCCAAAACACCAGAGAUCCGUCUAGAAACCGUAAUAAUACUAGGUUCUUUAGCCAAAGGGACUGAAGACCAAGUAAGGACCCUGGUAAAUGCCAACGUCGUGUCAUUCAUUUUAAAUGCUUUCUUGUUACACGACGAACCUAAAUUCAUUGAAGCGUGUCUCCGUUGUAUAUGCACUAUUAUGCAGUAUCCAUUUAUCGAUCAUUCUGUAGUCUUCAACGACGUAGCCAUCAUAAAAAAAUUAGCCCAAACCAUCGAAGAUUCGAUUAGCAAUAGUAUAUGUAGCAUGUCCAUACUGUCUCAAGCUUGUUGCACUACCGUUCAUCAAAAUAUAUUAUGGACUGAAGGAAUCGGUUUCACUUUUGCCAAUCUACUGAACACUGAACUGGACGACCUGUCUGUCGCCACACUCAAGUGUUUUGCUCGUAUGUGUCAAGACAACACAUCGAUUUCUUCGGCUUUGAUAGCAAUUGAGUGCAAUGGAAAGACUAUGCCGGAAAUUUUGUAUUCUAUGCGAGGUGGUGAUCGACCAACGGGUAUGCGAUUAGUGGCUUCAAAAUGUAUCACUUGUCUUUAUAGAGCUGGUGCACUGGAAGUGAAUGAUCCAAAAGUAAUGUUUGGAGCGUUGCCCACACUUGUGCGUCUAUGUCAGAACGAUCAAAAAUGGGAAGACCGAGUUGAAGCUGCCGAAAUUCUGGCUGUACUCAUUGAGGACGAUGCCGAACUACAGUCGUUAGCAAGUAUAUCAAAUCAUUUGUUACAAACACUGGCCGAGUUUGUGAACUAUCCCAUACAACCGAUAGGCCAAUACAAUAAUACGUUUUUCGAACUUAGAUCUAAAGAAAUGAAACAAGCCGCCUUUAAAGUAAAGUCAAUUAUUUUUUAUACAUACAUUUAUAUAUAUAUAUAUGUAAUCAAAACAAAUAAAACACUAUUUUCAUAGUAAAAUUCAUAUUUGUUUGUGUUUUACAGGUGUUUGCGUCUCUUGGUGCCAAUGAUGAAGAAAUCCGCAAAAAAAUUAUCGAGACCGAUAAUUUAGUUGAUCAUAUUGUAAUGGGCUUAAAAGAUCACAGUCCCAAAGUACAAUUGGCUGCAGUGCGCUGUCUACAUUCUCUAUCACGUUCUGUACAACAACUGCGGACGACUUUCCAAGAUCAUUCGGUCUGGAAACCGCUGAUGGCAUUGUUGGAAGGCGCCUCAAAAGAAAUUUUGAGUGUUACAUCGUCAACACUGUGCAAUCUUCUUUUGGACUUCUCGCCAUCCAAAGAACCUAUUCUUGAGUCUGGAGCCAUAGAACUAUUUUGCAGCCUGACUAAACGGAGUGAUCCUUCAUUACGACUCAAUGGAAUAUGGGCACUCAUGAACAUGGCCUUCCAGGCAGAACAGAAAAUUAAAUCACAGAUUUUGAGCACACUAGGCACGGUACAGAUGUUUAACCUGUUAACCGACUCACACGUCAAUGUACAAAUGAAGACAUUGGGGCUGUUAAGGAAUCUGUUAUCGACAAAACCGCACAUUGAUUACAUAAUGAAUCUGAGUGGGGACGACAUAAUUGAAGCUGUCAUGAUGAUACUCAAAAACGACAAUUUGCCCGAAAUCAAGGAACAAGCGCUGUGUAUAUUGGGCAACAUUGCUGAUGGCGAUAUAGCCAAAGACUAUAUUAUGAAAAAUAAUGUUAUACUGAUGAAGAUACAAGAAUACAUGACAAACGAAAAUUCAAAACUGCAGGCAUCAGCAAUAUUUUGCAUUUCAAACCUUGUGUGGAAGGAUGAAAUAGGAUCAGCUGACCGACAAGCUAAAAUUAAAGAAAUGGGUAUUUUGGAACUAUUGCAACAACUGAUUACGACUUCAGACUCUCUGAUAUUUGACAAGGUGAAAACUGCGUUAACACAGUUUUCAGACUCUUGACAGACAUCUAGUUACAACUUGCCCCCUUCUGUUGGUGUGUAAGUAGAAUUAUGUUCACGUUUCUUCCUAAUGUAAAAUAAAACUAUAACAAUCGAUAGUAAUUCAUAUUCUCACAUCAAAAUUGAUUAUGAUUUUGUGUUGUAUAUUUAAUAAAAUAAAAGAGAAGGAUACAAUUAGUAUAAUAUUAUGUAAUGUUUAACUAAUUAUUAUAUUUUAAAAAUUUAAAUAUGUUAAAUGUCUGGUGUUUUAUUUGUCAAGACUUUUUUUCGCUAGUAUUUCUAUAUUUUCAUGAACUUAUAGUAAUAUAAUGGUAUAUACUUUACAUAUUUUGUUUGAUACUUAUUACUCAUAUAUUAUUUAUUACUUUAUUGAU